Messenger RNA from Photinus pyralis (common eastern firefly), 1395 nucleotides. RefSeq lists its product as uncharacterized. The record is from RefSeq and is a predicted model, not a curated record. The transcript is spliced from 3 exons. The coding region runs from base 76 to 1395 and encodes 439 amino acids. NCBI's taxonomy places the organism in Eukaryota, Metazoa, Arthropoda, Insecta, Coleoptera, Lampyridae.
UUUACAUUGUGUACUGUGUGGUUCGUUAGUUCAUUGUCAAUUGUGUUUAUUAAAAACGAAGAUAAAAUUGGAGUCAUGACUUCAGAGGAAGGGUUCGUCAAGGCUGGCUCAAAUAACCUACCAUCGGUGGAUAUAUUUAUGGUUAUGGAAUUUAUAAAGAAUGAUGAUAGAUUUAAUGCAGCGGAGAUAAGAGGCAUAAAAGCGGCAGCCGCCGGUCGUGAAGAAUAUGGAGAUAACGCCGUAGGUUACGUUGAGCUGAAGAGAGCAAACUCACUUUGCACACUGCAGUGCAAAAUCUGCCCCGAACACAAAGUACGGGCCAAACAUUAUACCGUUUCAAUGACCGUGGACGAAGCCGAAGAAAAGAUUGUUAAUGUUGAAUGCAAAGAUUGUGCCGCAUCAGCAGGUGGUUGCAAACAUGCACUUGCCUUUUUAAUGUGGGUGCACCGGAGGAGCGAAGAGCCAUCACCAACUGAAAUAACAUCGUAUUGGAAGAAGCCGCGGUUGUCAGCGGUGGGAACGUCUCUGAAAUUCGUAACAGCAGCCGAGUUUCGGAAGACAAGAAAUACUACUCCGGGGCCUAGCGAGGCAGCUACUAUUGUACCGGAACUUACAAAAGCUGCCGAAAGUGCGAAUUUGACAGGGCAUCUUCUAAAAUACACUUCAGACGCAUAUGAGGAUAAAUUUGAAUGUUUGUCAGUAUACAAGCUAAUGUGCAAAUUUGCAGCUGAGGGCGGUUCUGAGUGCAGUGAUUUUUUAAAGUUCGCUACAACUCGCAUGAUACCCUCGGUAUGUACUGAUGCGGCAAAAAUGACUAAGCUGCAGGCCAAAUCGCCACUGUGGCAUGAGUUGCGGUUUGGGCGCAUCACAGCAUCAAAGUUAUACGAGUUUGCACAUUGCAAAACCGCUGAUGGUACGCUGAUAGAAGGGGUAAUAGGUGCAUAUAAAGUUAUGGAUACCAGAUUUAUGAAAAGGGGUAGGCUGCUAGAACACCAGGUGCUUAAGCGUGUGGAGGAAAAAUUGAAGUAUAAGGUGAAUCCUUGUGGUUUCUUCACGUUGCCCAUGUUUCCUGUAUUGGGAGCUUCACCGGAUGGAAUUACAGAAAAGUAUGUCAUAGAAAUUAAAUGUCCAAGCAGUGCCAAGUCAGCCAAACUAUAUAUUAAAGACGGUGACAUAACAACAAAAUUUAGGGCACAAGUAAAUUUACAGAUGUUGUGUACAGGUAGGAAAGAGGGUUGGUUUUGUGUAGCAUCUCCAGAGUUUGAAAAAGAUCAUGAUGUACAGUUAAUCCACUUAUAUUUUGAUGAGCAAUUUGUAAAUAAUUUAAUUUUAUUAGCUGUAGAAAAUUGGAAAAUGUUUGUGUAUCCAAAAUUGAUUGACAGUGUAGGUAAAUAA